GCCGACUUGCAUCUCAGAAAGGUUAAAGGCGAUCCGCUGCUACUGCCAAUGCAAACUAGUUGCCCACUAAGUUGUUUCCAAAUGGCUUGUUAGUAUGCAAAGAAUUCUAGACGGAUGAGCUGAUAUCGAUUCGCUAGCCACCGAAUCAGCUCGCGUCGCGCCCAUAUUAAAGCCAUAUAAACAAUCUCGUCUUGGGCGUAAAGACCGCGAUUUAUUAUCCGCACAACAAUCGUCGGCGGGGAGGCAAACUAAAAUGGCCAGCGGGUGCAUUGGGGUCGAGUCAGAUGUAAUCAAGUAGUCGAUAUGGACACACGCUUGCUGACUGCACUUUUGCUGAUCGCGGCUUGCAAGGCCGAGGAUCCAGAUCUGGAUCAGGAUCAGGCGAAGAUCACGUUUAAGCCGGGCCGAUAUGUCCCACGCCUUCACGGUGCCACGGGUUGGUAUAUUCCGGAUGAUAGUGGAAAGUACCGACACGAUCCCAGGCCAUAUGACGGCGGCUACGGAGAUCGUGGUGUUCCCUAUGACUCCGAUUUGAGCGGCAUUUUCCGGAAUGCCCAGCGCCAACUGGAGGCAAAGGUGCAGGAGGCCGGUGAAGGUCUAUCCCUCGGUCCACGAGAUCAUCUACGAUUCAUGAUCGACUUUAACUUCAAUGGCACCGGCUGGCAGAUAAUCCAGUUUCAAUGGGUGCGAGAUGGCGACGAAUCCCAUCCAGACACCAAGGAGUACAGCUACUUGACGGAGAACAAGCUAUGGGACACGGAUCAGGCCUAUGAGUACCAGGAGCCAGACGAUGGCUGCCAUAUGAACUGUCAGCCGGAGACGGGGGAAUACCAACUGCAAGCGGAGCCUGUUCAGGAGCCAGUGGAGCAGCCCACUCAGGAGCAGGAACCUUCAAGAACGAACAUCAAUUCAGAGCAGGAUCCUGGCAAGAUUCAUGACACCAUCAAUGAGGUCCUGGAGUACAUACAACAACGAAUCCUGCCUACAUUGCCAAUCAAAGGGGAGUAAGGUGGAUUUAGAAACAUUCAAUAAAUAUUGAAAAUAAA
Messenger RNA from Drosophila simulans, 1046 nucleotides. RefSeq lists its product as uncharacterized. The transcript has 2 exons. Bases 304 to 1008 code for a protein of 234 amino acids. The record is from RefSeq and is a predicted model, not a curated record. NCBI's taxonomy places the organism in Eukaryota, Metazoa, Arthropoda, Insecta, Diptera, Drosophilidae.